This is a messenger RNA of Coffea eugenioides, 1106 nucleotides long. RefSeq lists its product as uncharacterized. The record is from RefSeq and is a predicted model, not a curated record. The transcript has 8 exons. Bases 269 to 859 code for a protein of 196 amino acids. Lineage: Eukaryota; Viridiplantae; Streptophyta; Magnoliopsida; Gentianales; Rubiaceae.
CCCUAUAAAUAUUUUUUACCUCAACCUAAAUCGGUUACUUAAGUCCUCUUCCUUCUUUUCGCCGGUGCUUUUCUCAGGUUCUCUCUCUUCCUCCCGUCUUCUACACAACAAACCCUAACCAAAGCCGCCUUCCAAUUCCUAACUCAAAUUUUUUGUUGGUCUUUGUUUCAACUUCUUAACAGGACAAAACAGAAACUAUUGAUGCUUAGUAUAUUGGAAAAUUUCUUGAGUUUGGUUCGACUGCAUAACGUGUUCUGAAGAUUGCUUGAUGGCUAGUAAACCGCUUACAAGUGAGGCAAUUGCCCUGACAGAGAAGAAAAUGGAUAUGACUUUAGAUGAUAUCAUCAAAAUGUCAAAAAAUAACACAUCUAAAGGCAGGAAGCAGAGAGUUUCAAAUAGAAGUAAGAAAUUUGUGGAUAAUGUUACCCAAGAUAAAGGGGCAAAGGUGCAGAGGUUUAUGGAUGCAAGGUCUACCAUGAGACAGGGUGCCCUUGGUCAGAGGAGGUCCAAUUUUCAGGGAAACCAAUUCCCUUUGGCAACUGAGGCUACAAGAAAAGCUGCAGCCGUUCCUAUCCGUAACAGACCUUUCAAUGGGAUCAGGGCAGUGAAUGUUAAUAAGCCGAGGGUUGGUGCUCCAAUGGUCCAGAGAAGGGCUGUGAACGGGGGUGGCUUUAAUAUGAAGCAAUCUCAGCAGCAGGUCAAGGUGACACCAAAGCAGAGGCCACAGACUCUAGAUUCAUUGUUUGCAGACAUGAAAGAGCAAAGGAUGAAGGUCUUGUCUCAACAGAACAACCCUGUAAAAAGAAAUGGUGGUGGCCAACGAUUACCACCAUGGCAAAGAGCUCGUUUUGGCAAGUGAUACCAAUUCAUGCUAGAACAUCUAGAUUUCCUAGGUUGCUGGAGGAAGGUGCUUGUACUUUAAUAAGAAGGUUUAGAGUUUGGGGAACAGCAAACUGCUGUUAGUUUGGAUAUAACAUUCUAUAAAGUUGAUUUGCAAUGUCCCAGCAACAUUCUCUUGCUUUGGGGUUCAAAUGUUAUGUAUAGCAUUUUUUUUUUCUUUACAAGUCAUGCUUUUUAUCAAUGGUUGGAUAUUCAGGCUUUCAGUA